Cyprinodon variegatus (sheepshead minnow) is the source of this 2760-nucleotide messenger RNA. RefSeq names its product rap guanine nucleotide exchange factor 5-like. NCBI's taxonomy places the organism in Eukaryota, Metazoa, Chordata, Actinopteri, Cyprinodontiformes, Cyprinodontidae. Gene Ontology annotation, cellular component: plasma membrane. Gene Ontology annotation, biological process: positive regulation of GTPase activity; Ras protein signal transduction. The record is from RefSeq and is a predicted model, not a curated record. The transcript is spliced from 18 exons. Bases 121 to 1998 code for a protein of 625 amino acids. Gene Ontology annotation, molecular function: guanyl-nucleotide exchange factor activity.
CAGCCCAUUACUCACAUUCCUAGAGUCCAACUGAGGAAAGUUAUGAUCAGGAUUGCCUUCAGUGUACGCUUUUGGAGCUUCUAAAUAACUUUGUUUCUUUUACAUUCAGAGAGUUGUUAAAUGGCGUUAUCGUGGGACUGUGGUCUAAAGUACAUGUUCUUCAUGUCCCCUGGAGUGCAGCAAGGUAGCAAGUGCAUCUUGCAUGACAAGGAGGAAUUGUCCAGGCUGGAGAUGGUCCAGAGACUUGCGAAGGAUGGCUGCCGGUUCCUUCAAAUCCACAGCAAGGGUCCAGACAGAAUGACUGAGCCCCAGAGUGACGAGGCAGUCCGCUUGUGUGUGAGGGAGCGAGGCCACGAUGUGCUCGUUUUCCAGAGAGUGUUGUCAGAGCAGCCAGCACAUGCUGCAUGGUCGAGGGGAGGAGGCAGAGAAGAGGCGAGGACCCAGAGGUACGUGGUGGUGUCAGGAACCCCCGAGAAGAUCCUGGAUCACCUGCUGAAUGUAAUGACAUUGGAGGAUGACCAAAGCUCCACCCAGCAGAAAGAGUCAGAUAUGCUUCGGGAUGAUUUUUUGCUCACAUACCCAGUGUACAUGUCAACCGGUGAUUUAUGCCAAGCUCUUCUGGGGCACUAUUGUUCCAAGCGUCACAGAGUUAAACAGGACCAAAAAGAAGCUUUGGAGAGGAAACAGAAAGUCCUGCACCUGGUGUGGCAUUGGAUGUCUCUCUGCAGAGGCUUCCUGAGGGAGGAUGAGAAUGUCAAAGUCUUCCUGAAGAGUUUGUACCGUUACGUGUUAGAUGACCUUUAUGAGCACCCGGCUCUGGAGAAGGAUGUAACAGAGUUGCAAAAACUCUACCAGCUGAGACGCAGACACACUUUUGACGAUACCUCCCCCCACAGAAAUAGCAAAGCUCUUUUUCACCAGCUGAGCUUAAAAGAGAAUGGGCAGAGAUCCAGCAGCACACACAGGGAGAACAAGGAAGCUCUGUGCCGUGUCUAUGUCACGAUGGACUCAUACCUCAGUGCAAAGGUCCACUAUGAGGUGGUAGCUCAGGAACUGCUGCAGGCAGUGGCUGAGAGGAUAGAUGUUCCUUCAUCAGAACUGAUACUGGUGGCCAUCACUUAUCCUGGAGGUAGACUCCUCCUGCAACCUCAGGACAGAGUUUUCACCAAUUCUUUACGGCCAGUAGGAAGGCUUCAUGUCUGCAGGAAGGACUUUGGUGAAGUUAUGAACCCAUUUACAGACAACUCAGAGAUCCAACAGAGGACAAAUGGCCUUCUGAAUUUAAACACAUGGGAUGUGGCAGUUGCACUCACCAACUUUGAUUGGACAAUUUUCACCAGGAUGCAUGAGCAGGAACUGGUGUACUUCACCUUCAACCGCAAUGUUUACAGCAGCCAUACAAUGCAAUUAGAGCUGCUCCUGCAGAGAUGCAAUGAAGUCCAGCUGUGGGUGAUGACUGAGGUGCUGCUAUGCCCAACACCCUGCAAGAGGGUCCAGCUCAUCAAGAAGUUCAUUAAGAUUGCUGCUCACUGCAAAGCACAGAGAAACCUCAACAGCUUCUUUGCCAUCAUCUUGGGCCUGAAUGCUGCUGCUGUAAGCCGCCUCAGUCAGACGUGGGAGAAAAUUCCUGGGAAAUUUAAGAAGUUGUUUUCCGAGCUGGAGGCAGUCACAGAUCCCUCACUCAACCACAAGGUCUACAGGGAAUCCUUCAAGAAGAUGAAAUCUCCAAAGAUCCCGUUUCUUCCUCUACUCUUGAAAGAUAUCACAUUCAUUCAUGAAGGCAACAAAACCUUUCAUGAUAAUCUGGUCAAUUUUGAGAAGUUGCACAUGAUAGCAGACAUGGCCAGAUUCAUCCGGGACUGUCAGCAAGAUCACCUGGGAAAUGGAAUAGCCCAGAAGAGCAGCUCAGAGGUUCAAGCCUACACUGAUUACCUUCACAUAAUCGACAAUCAGCAGACUCUGUUUGAACUGUCACACAGGCUGGAGCCUCGUGCUUAGACAGGAGCCUUUUCUAUUCUUCCCACUUUGUGGAAUCGCCAAGGAGCAACCCUUUACCAAGUCAGCUCAUAGUGCUCAGGACUCAGUCAGCAAUCCUGCUUAGUCUCCACAUGUUUGAUGCCAAGACUAAAUGGAGCAGCUCAAUCAGGAGGCUGUCACAGAGACCUGAACAAGCAGUGAAAUAAACAUGUGAGGAAGGCAGCAGAAAAUGUUGGAAUCCUUUAGCACGUGACUGAUCCAUUCAGCGAUUACUCAACAGAAAAGCUGCAGUGCCAGCGGCUGAACUGCAAGAACAGCAGAAGCCUUGAGCAUCAGCCAUUUAUCAGUACAUCUUCAUGGGUCUAGAGGUGCUGCUGUUUCUAUUAUGACCUGUAGAUGGCAGAAGUUAGAUAGAGUACAUUUUCUCUGACAGAGACACACUGCAAAGAAUGCUUCCAGUUUAUUAAUAUGUUAUCUUUAAAUUCUUUGAAUUAUUUCAUGUUGGUUUAAACAGUUUCAUAACCUGUCAAAGUCAAUCAAAGGCUGGUUCCAGUGAAUCAGCCUGGUACAUGAUAAAGGAGAGUUCUGUAUAUUUCUAAGGAACAUUUAUUUAGAAUCAUCAGCAAAGCUGAAACGCCAGUUCAAGGAAACAAAAGAAAAUUCCACCACCUUACUUGUUCCUAGCUUUGACGUACAGCAUGGAGGCGUUAGGACCAAUUGUCGUCGAAAAUCAAGGUACAAAUCUGUGUUUAUCUGAUUAGAACCUGUCAAAACUUGGCUGAG